Molecule: messenger RNA, 324 nt
Organism: Loa loa (African eye worm)
Lineage: Eukaryota; Metazoa; Nematoda; Chromadorea; Rhabditida; Onchocercidae
Exons: 2
Coding region: 1-324 (107 amino acids)
Source: RefSeq, a predicted model, not a curated record
AUGGAGGGAACGAGAAAGAGAUUAUUUAUUGUUUGUGUACUAAUGAAAUAUGUUGAUCAGUUGGUUAUUGUUACUGUUAAUGAUAAUAAUCAUUGUGAUAGUGGUAAUGAUAAUGAUGAUGAUGAUGAUUGUGAAGGAGCAUUGGAGCAGGACAUCAUCGACCCAAAUUCGACCGAUCAUCGUCGGAGUCAAAGCAGUGGUUGUAGUCGCUCAUACCCGGUUUCCUGUCGCAUGUCAUAUCGUAGAUUAGAUUAUUUUUCGUUGUCUUUUUGCAAUCAUUUCAGUUACUUGGCUAACUUAUCAUAUCUUAUGAUAUCUAAGUGA